AUGGAAGCAAUACCACCAGUUGAGAGGAUAGUAUCACCACAGACGGCGGAGGUCUCCAGAAGGUUCAAUGCAGCUACUGAGGCUCUAGCAGGAGCAGCUUCGAAAGGAAAAAACCACAUACUCGCAGCUUGUCAACAGACUCGCGAUAAGCUGGGACCAGCGGCUCUACCAGUAGCCCUUACUACAGCUGCGGUCGCUGCACUGGUUCUGGCUGAUCGUCGACGGAGAAGUCAGAGAAGCAGUCUAGACUGGCGGUCACUAUGUAGUGCUUCUAUGUUCAUUCCUAUACCAACACUGAGGGAGCUGUGCAGCGACGGGGCGCCCAUUGAGAUCACUGACGAUAUCAACGAGGGGUGGAAGACAGCCCAUAUAGGAUCAGUCGUGGGCAUCAUCGGCGAAGACCCCCUCGUGGACGAAGUUUUUGACCUCCUGUUCGGAAGCGGAGCUUCAUCUCGUCGUGGUGAAACCAGUAGUGGACUUGAAGCCAGUAUCUGCGGCGGUCCACUCACUACUGGUAUUGAAUCGUCGGGGCAAGGACAGUGUAAGGGGUUUGAAAGCGCUGCAACUUACAGUCAGUACAACGCCAUGAUGAUGCUCAGGGCUAGAGGCACUAUAAACAGUCCGACAAGCGUGGACUCGGUUUCCCCAGCCUCAGCGACAGAGAGAGCUGAGACAUACGACUGUGUUCGCGAGAUAGUGUCAAGCCUGGCUGACCACAUAUUCUUCAUAGUGCGGUCGCUAACUGUCGACGAACAGUGUGCUUUGGAGAAGGUCCUCACUCAAGCUUCACGAAGCAACACACAGGUGACGGUGCUCCAUCUCAUACCAGGAUGCAAUAAUAUGGAUCAGCUGAUGUCGGCUUUUCACGGUCAGCUCAGUUCACUUUACCGCAACUCUGUUCGGGACUCGAGCUCUGGAGUGUGCGUCCGCGCCACGCCGUAUAAAGACUACGCCUUCUGCGCUUGCCCACUGAGAGGCACAAUGGCAACCUCUAGCCCGCUGGUGGGUUCAGACUCUAGUGGUAAACAACACCAGUCAGUGUUGACCAAGCAUUAUGCCUUGGCUUCCAAAUUGGAGAGCCCUGAGGCACUUCGUCAAAUCCGAAACGAACUGUUACUUCUACUGCGUGGUGCGACAGCUUUCGAGUCGUCCAAGUGUGAUGCGGACACUGAAGUGGUGGCCAGUUCACCCAUUGAUGUUAUCAAAGAGGGCAUGCAGAGGACCCUCGUCAGGUACUGUGCUGUUGUGAACCCUGCUGAGGAGGAUAAUGCUGACAAGGCCACAUCUCCCUUGAAUGAGGCAGCUGAGGACACUGGUGAAGAUGGUGAUGUGCUGACGGUCGAUGUUGUCGAAGUGCCGGAUAACGAGGCACCGUCGUGGAGGGAAACCUUCUGUCGGAAGAUCGGCCUUAUUCGCAAACCUCGUCGAGACUACGAAGCGAAAUUGCUAGUUCGCUGCCCUCCUGGGUGUGCAGGAAAAGUCGUACCAGUGUCCCAGAGUUUGAUGGUGGAUGAACCCUCCUUGAUUCCAAGGAGUUGCGUAUACGAGACGCUUGAUCGUGAUGGUAGGACUAUCAUCAAACACAUCGACAUCGAAGCACCUGGUAUUUCCUUCGAUGAUGUUGAGGUUUCCGUCAUCAAACGAGAAUGGCUGUCGUGCUUGAUGACGAAGCCAAUACCUGAGGAUGCCGAGAGUCGAUUCAACUUCACUGAAAAUACUAUCGCCUAUGGUUCUGUGCAUCGGUGGUUCUGGCUUGGGAGCCCGACUAGCAAGGCACGCAACGGUGCAGCAGGUGAUGAUGCUGGCAUCAUGUACAGACCAGUGCCGCAACCAAAUGGAAUCUCACUCUUCAAUGGCAUAUUAUCGAUACAGCUGUAUCGCAUCGAUACGAGUCAUGUGGUGAAAAGAAGAGCAAAUCGCAGCGUUGCGGGCGGCAGUGCUGUGACGAGCACCACUGCUGGGCAGAGUAAGCAUCCUGAUGCAGCAAACUCAGCAACGAGGAGAGACCCCAACUCGAUUGAUGAUGAGUCAGAGACGAAGCCUAUUGACGAUGAUGGUCGUGUGCCAAUUAGUUCUACGACGGGCUCAGGGAAGAUUGGAUUCUUCGGCUAGUAAACUACAUAAUGAAGACGACAAAGCAGCAGACUUGUCUAGUUAUCUGCG
Perkinsus marinus ATCC 50983 is the source of this 2163-nucleotide messenger RNA. RefSeq lists its product as hypothetical. Bases 1 to 2112 code for a protein of 703 amino acids. NCBI's taxonomy places the organism in Eukaryota, Perkinsozoa, Perkinsida, Perkinsidae. The record is from RefSeq and is a predicted model, not a curated record. The transcript has 18 exons.